Mercurialis annua (annual mercury) is the source of this 970-nucleotide messenger RNA. Its product is annotated as E3 ubiquitin-protein ligase RING1-like. NCBI's taxonomy places the organism in Eukaryota, Viridiplantae, Streptophyta, Magnoliopsida, Malpighiales, Euphorbiaceae. Bases 146 to 832 code for a protein of 228 amino acids. The transcript is spliced from 3 exons. The record is from RefSeq and is a predicted model, not a curated record.
AAGCAUCUACCUAAGUGGAAGAAGCAUAAUGAAAACUUUUUUUUACAUCAGAAGAAGAGCAUCAAUGGUUGCAUCGCAACAAGAACACAUUCAGAAUUAGACACACAGCUCUCUCCAAGGCCAAGGUGAAUCAGCUGCCAUUGCCAUGAGCAGAACCAACAAUUUCACAAACCCGACCGCGAAUCGAAGAAGAAGAGAAGUUGGUUUUGGUUAUCAAUACCAUGUUCCUAAUAUCAAUCGCUGGAAUUCUUCGGUUCCCAUGUUUUAUCAUCCCAAUUCUCUUCAGGAUCCAAGUACAAGUGCUUAUGAUCCAUGGCGGGCAACACCUCUUGGUUUCAUAGGUUUUCCAGGGCAUGUACAACAACACCCUCUUCUUGUCCUGAAUAACCUGGCAAGGGAGUCAGCUCCAAGGAAUUUCCGUGCCCAGGAUGAUGACUCCAAGUUGAGCAAAGAGAUGCAAAUUGAGGCUUUAAAAAAGCUGAAGAAAGAAAUAUACAACCCUACGCCGAAGAGAUUAUCUACUAGAUUGUGCCUCUAUUAUAGAGACCAAGCUGCCAAUGUUGUGAAUCAAAUGGCAAGGGAGAAACAAGAAGAUGAACAGAAAUGUGCAGUUUGUUUAGAAGAAUUUGAGCCCAAAGAAACGGUGAUGAUGACCCCGUGUGACCAUAUGUUUCAUGAAGCCUGCAUUGUGCCAUGGGUCAAGAGCCAUGGUCAGUGCCCUGUUUGCAGAUUUGAACUCUGUGACAAGAUUUCAGGAUCCUUCAAUAAUAGCACCAAUGAUCUACUUUCAACGGAUCUAAUUUCAAUCUUAAGAGCAGCCGGAGCCAUCUGAAGUUUGAACAAAGGAUUAAUUCGGUCUUAAACUUGUAAUUUGGAGUUGAAUUAUCUGUAUUUAGCUAUAUUGAUCAAUUAAGGAUAAUAUGCUCUCCUUUUUUUAGAUCAAAUAAAGAUAAAAGUGGAUUAUAUUCGA